UUCCGUUUUCCUUUAAAGCACUGCUCAAUCUUACCCUUUUUUUCCUUAAUCUGCAAUGGCAACUCCUCUCGUCACAUUUUCAGCACAAGAAGAGAACAUUUUCCGAAGCCGAUAUCCCGCUGUUCCUGUGCCUGAAAAUGUGACAUUACCAGAUUUUGUAUUACAGGAUUAUGAAUUAUACUCAGACAGGGUAGCAUUUGUGGAAGCUGUGACUGGAAAGGCAUAUACGUAUGGUGAAUUGGUUAGAGAAACCAGGAGGUUUACUAAGGCCUUGAGGUCUAUUGGCAUUAGAAAGGGACACGUAGUGAUUGUUGUGCUCCCAAAUGUUGCUGAAUAUGGAAUUGUAGCACUUGGAAUAAUGGCUACUGGUGGAGUUUAUUCUGGUGUCAAUCCUGCUGCACAUGAAUCUGAGAUUAAAAAGCAGGUUCUGGCUGCAAAUGCCAAGCUAAUUGUCACCAAUGAUCUAAGCUACGAAAAGGUGAGGAGUCUAGAGCUUCCAGUGAUUACGCUAGGUGAAACGCGCAUUGGAAGUGCCAUGAAUUGGUAUGAACUGCUGGAUGCAGCUGACCGAGCAACCGAUAGAUAUGUCUAUGAAGAUGUAGACCAGAAUGAUCUAUGUGCACUUCCAUUUUCAUCAGGCACCACAGGGAUGUCCAAAGGUGUAAUGUUAACUCAUAGAAAUCUGGUAGCCAAUCUUUGCUCAACUCUCUUCAGUGUGGCACCACAAAUGGUUGGUCAGGUUACCACACUGGGUCUAAUUCCAUUCUUUCAUAUAUAUGGGAUCCUAGGAAUAUGUUUUUCCACUCUUAGGAACAAGGGGAAAGUGGUGGUAAUGAAUAGGUUUGAGCUUAGAACAUUCCUGAAUGCACUCAUGACACAAGAGGUCACAUAUGCUCCAAUUGUGCCACCAAUUAUUUUGGCCUUGGUUAAGAACCCCAUAGUAGAUGAAUUUGAUCUCAGCGAGCUUAAACUCAGGGCAAUUAUGACUGCAGCAGCUCCACUUGCUCCUGAGCUACUCAGAGCAUUUGAAAACAAGUUCCCUGGAGUCCAAGUUCAUGAGGCGUAUGGACUGACUGAACACAGCUGCAUCACACUAACUCAUGGAGAUCCUAAUUUAGGCCAUGGAAUUUCAAAGAAGAACUCAGUAGGAUUUAUCCUUCCAAAUUUGGAAGUCAAGUUCAUAGACCCUGAAUCUGGAAGGUCUCUCCCCAAGAAUACCCCUGGUGAAAUUUGUGUAAGAAGCCAAUGUGUAAUGCAAGGUUAUUAUAACAAUAAGGAGGAGACAGCCAGGACUAUUGACGGGGAUGGCUGGCUACACACUGGUGACAUUGGGUAUAUUGAUGAUGAUGGAGAUAUUUUCAUUGUGGAUCGUAUCAAAGAACUCAUCAAGUAUAAGGGUUUUCAAGUAGCUCCUGCAGAAAUAGAGGCUCUCCUUCUCACUCAUCCCUCUGUUGAAGAUGUAGCUGUCGUAUCGCUGCCAGAUGAAGAGGCAGGAGAGAUCCCAGCUGCUUGUGUGGUAAUAAAGCAAGAAGCAAGACAAAGCGAAGAAGAUAUUAUUAACUAUGUAUCUUCCAAUGUUGCCCAUUAUAAGAAGGUAAGAAAAGUGCAGUUUGUGGAAACUAUUCCAAAAUCACCUUCUGGAAAAAUAAUGAGAAGGCUUCUUAAAGAAAAAAUGAUUGAGAAGAUGCAAGCCAAUGGCCAAACCACUGUCUCUCAAUUGACCCCCACACCCACCAACUUUGAUUAAUUAGAUUUAGGGGAUUAAUGUUUAAUAAUGAUUUUUAAUGACUUUAUUUCAGUU
Manihot esculenta (cassava) is the source of this 1801-nucleotide messenger RNA. RefSeq names its product 4-coumarate--CoA ligase-like 1. The transcript has 6 exons. Gene Ontology annotation, molecular function: long-chain fatty acid-CoA ligase activity. The record is from RefSeq and is a predicted model, not a curated record. Bases 56 to 1747 code for a protein of 563 amino acids. Gene Ontology annotation, biological process: fatty-acyl-CoA biosynthetic process. Lineage: Eukaryota; Viridiplantae; Streptophyta; Magnoliopsida; Malpighiales; Euphorbiaceae.